AUGCACGUUCUAUUUGUGCCACAUAUAUUUGAAUUGUGUGCAGCAACGAUUAUUAUGUUAGCAUUACUGAUUUGGCCAGUAUAUAUUUGCCGAGAAUUAACAGAUACUGAAUUAGAGGAAGCUUACAUUAGCGAUGAACAAUGUGCGCUAGAAUUACACAAAAAUUUGAAAUUGAUGAAAAAUGAUACAGUCGUCGAGAUUUUACAGCAGUUUGAUGAUCUUACAGAAAAAAACAUCACCUGGCUAAAUAUUCAGAAUGAAUACUAUUAUCAGAGGCAUAGUGUUAACAGCAUUUGUGCAUUACUCGGAUUACGUGAACGAUUCGGCAUUGCAAAUAGUCAUCUUGGAUCCGCACAUUUGUUAAUACCAAUAGCCGGUGCAACAAUAACUGUAUUUUUACUGUUGACACAAAUCACUGAACUUAUAUCAGACAAAGAUGAAUCAUCAUCGAUAGGAAUUAAAGUUUUGUGUGGACUUAUUUGUUGGCUCAUCAUUUCCAUUCCAUUAACUAUUAUUGAUUAUAAUUGGAAUGGUACGAAUGAAAUAUUGCGCAAUUUGGGUGCACCCUUUCCGCUUGAAUGGAAAAUUUGCAAAUAUGUUUCAUGGUUUUGGGCUUGCAUCAAAGCAAUCGAAUUAUUUUCAGCUAAUUGCUAUAAAAAUAUUGUAAUUAAGUUUGAUAAGCCGCUUACUUUAACGGUUGUGGACUUACCAAAUGAUUAUACGCUAAUCGAUGAGAAUGAUCCACCAUAUCCAAAUGAAUACGAUACGAUGGACAGUAGUAUUGAUGAAUAG
Messenger RNA from Acanthocheilonema viteae, 792 nucleotides. The record is from the annotation of a GenBank genome assembly. Lineage: Eukaryota; Metazoa; Nematoda; Chromadorea; Rhabditida; Onchocercidae.